This is a messenger RNA of Guillardia theta CCMP2712, 453 nucleotides long. RefSeq lists its product as hypothetical. The coding region runs from base 1 to 453 and encodes 150 amino acids. The transcript has a single exon. Lineage: Eukaryota; Cryptophyceae; Pyrenomonadales; Geminigeraceae. The record is from RefSeq and is a predicted model, not a curated record.
AUGAAUAGAGCUUCAGGGGAGGCUGAAGAAUACUCCUGGGUCAAGUUCGUUAUCGGAAUCGAUGAUCAGAUGGGUACUCUUUACGCUGGGCUCAGGAGGCUUGUGGAGGUGAUGGAAAACACGGCAUCUUGCCUUCAGAGUCCGGAGGUAGCUGGACGCUGGUCGUACACUAACGCAAGGUACAAUGACUCUGCCUACAAGUACACCAUCCUCCCUCUCGACAAGUCGCAGGAGGGAGGAAAAAUCUCCUUUAAGGUCUUUUAUGUGCAAUCUGAUGACCAAGACGAAGACGAGAGCGCGAUCUACAGACGGAUCGGGAUGGGAGGAGGAGUGUUGACUCAACCCACACAAGAUCAGCCUGCAGCCAUUGGUCAUGGGGAAGAUAACCCCCUCAUCCCCCCUCAGCGCGAGACUGAUCGCGAGCAGGAUCGCGAGCUGGAUCGCGAGGGCUGA